Molecule: messenger RNA, 1392 nt
Organism: Entamoeba invadens IP1
Lineage: Eukaryota; Evosea; Mastigamoebida; Endamoebidae
Exons: 3
Coding region: 1-1392 (463 amino acids)
Biological process (GO): activation of GTPase activity
Molecular function (GO): GTPase activator activity
Source: RefSeq, a predicted model, not a curated record
AUGAGUAAAUCCACCUCAGAAAAGAUCAUUUUUUUAGCUUCAAAUGUAAGUGUUCAAAACGGUGAUAUGUCUCUUAUUGAGGGAAGUCUGACUAUUACAAAGGUACACAGACCAAAUCAUCUCCGCUUCGAUUUUCACACCGACACAAAACACACAAAAAUCGUUUUCGCGUUCUGCUUUUCAAGUGAUGAUCUUACCACAAUCCAUUUCACUUAUCCUAUUCAAAAGUACACUACAAUCACUUUCACCACAAAAGACGAGACCAAGAAACUUCCAUCUCUAUUUAUUCCUCGUGGUUCAGAUAUUCCCUCUGCAAUACUCAAUACCAUUAUAGAGCACAGUGAAUGCACUGUCGUCCCAAAAGAUGAUACCCCAGACGUAUACCUUGUACACAAACGUCUCGGUUCAACUGAUGACUUCAUUGUGCCUCAUGCGGUCGAUCUUAAUGAGAUCAAGCCAGUUGGCUUAAAAACUGUCAUGUCGUAUAGUGCACCCGACGGCAGCUUUUCAAAAGAGUCGGAAGAAGACAUUAGAAAGACUCUCUACAUAAGUGGUGUUGAGGCUGAUGCGCGGCCAUUUGUUUGGAAAUUAGUUCUCGAGUAUUAUCCUUUUUCAUCGACUUCAUUACAACGAGCAGAAAUAGAUCAAAAGAAAAAGGAGCAGUACUAUAAAAUUAAGUCGCAGUGGCAGCUUUUUGAACCCGAGCAGCUCCACAAUUGGGACACAUUAAUGAAAACUUUAAACCAAAUUGAAAAAGACGUCACGAGGACGGACAACAACAAACCCAUCUUUAUGAAUCACCCAGAAAACGUCGAAAAAUUGCGGAGUGUAUUAAAGACUUACGCUAUAUACAAUUUUAAAGUGUUGUAUGGACAAGGAAUGUCCGAUUUAUGUAGCUUAGUUAUGAACAUUGCAACAGAAGAACAUGAAAUCUUUUGGUUAUUCAAAUUAGUGAUGGAUGUCAUCUCGCCGUAUUACUUACACGAUGAAAACCUUCGUAAAAAAUCGUUUGAUGAAGUUGGACAGAUCAUCAAAUUUGUGAAUCCAGGUCUCUACGAUUACUUUGAGCGAACAAAAGUUGAGUAUAGUUUUUGCUACAAGUGGAUUGUUUUACUCUUCAAACGUGAUUUUGAGCCAGCAGAGUGUUUGCGUGUGUGGGACUUUUUCUUUGCCUAUCCCAAACGCAAGUUAUAUCUCUUUUUCACUUCUGCUAUAAUCUUAGAGCAUGCAAAGUCCAUUGUUCAAGAGCAAAAGACGUUUUCAGGGAUGAUUGAAUUACUCCAGAACCUUCACAAGAAGAUUCCCGCUGAGUUAAUAUUUAGUACCGACAUCAUCUUUCAGCAAUUUAGUCAAUUAGCAAACAAAGAAGUUUAUGCAGAUCUAUUGAAGUGA